UCUACCUGUAAUUGUCCGAUUCUACUAUUAUAAGUCCAAGUCUGUCAUCACACUCUUAUCUUAAUCCUUUUAAGUUAUUUUAUGUAUAACAGAACUUUUUUUAGUAAUUUUUAUAAUCAGAGAAUGAGGCUACACCUUUCAAGGAAAAGUAGGGCAGGAGCUCUUAAAUUAGCAAGGAAAAAGAAAAAGGAAUGAAUAAAUAUAAUCCACUAACCCAUUCCCUAUAUGAACCAUGGCCACUACUCCACUUCCUUCUUGCAAACAAAUUAAUCAGAUGUUCUGGACGAUUUUUAAACAGUGAUUCCCUCCCUUAUUUCCUCUGAAACUCAAAAACAUAUAUGGCUAGAUACUACAGAUAUUCAUACUUAGACUAUCUGUCCCCUCCUCCUCUCCACCUAUGUUUCUUCGUUUUCAUACUCUUCUUUGUACUGGGUUUAUCCUGGUACAUAAACUAUGAGUCCAUGUUUGAGGAUUUCAUCAACCAGCUGAAAUUCUUCCUGAUUCUGUCCCCGAUUGUUCUGCUGCUUCUGGUUCACUGCUUAUCAGGGAGCGUUCCUUUCCUCAUUCCACUGCCGGAGCAAGAUUCACUUCAUAGAGCAGGAGGGUCGCCAUGGGGGGUAGCCCUUGUGCUUGUGUUCCUUCUUUAUAUGAUCUCUUAUCAGUCUUCUUUUCACGAGCGUUAGUUUCCGUUAGGGAAUAAAUAAUAGUGAUCUAUUUACGGACAUGUAUGUGUGGUUGAUGUUGAGCUUGGCUUGUUCUUUUUUGGUACACAAGACUUGCUUUUGUAUCUUACAUACAUAUAUAUAUAUAUAUAUGUCAGUUGUAUGUAGGUAGCUUUGUCGUUAAUUUGUAAGAUUCUAUAACUAUAAGAUAUUAAUG
Durio zibethinus is the source of this 879-nucleotide messenger RNA. The record is from RefSeq and is a predicted model, not a curated record. Lineage: Eukaryota; Viridiplantae; Streptophyta; Magnoliopsida; Malvales; Malvaceae.